Molecule: messenger RNA, 2625 nt
Organism: Dunckerocampus dactyliophorus (ringed pipefish)
Lineage: Eukaryota; Metazoa; Chordata; Actinopteri; Syngnathiformes; Syngnathidae
Gene: cxcl12b
Product: chemokine (C-X-C motif) ligand 12b (stromal cell-derived factor 1)
Exons: 4
Coding region: 80-391 (103 amino acids)
Biological process (GO): chemokine-mediated signaling pathway; induction of positive chemotaxis; immune response
Cellular component (GO): extracellular region
Molecular function (GO): chemokine activity; chemoattractant activity
Source: RefSeq, a predicted model, not a curated record
UAACACACAAUGCAGCGCUGGCGGCCUCAGUUGAGUCCUGGACUGUAGCAGAGCGAGCGGCCUGAGCGUGCACCACACCAUGGAUGUCAAACUGCUGCCACUGAUGGUUCUGUUGGCUGUGAUCACACAUGGACCGGGCAGCAUUGCAAAGCCCAUCAGUCUGGUGGAGCGGUGCUGGUGUCGUUCUACUCUCAACACAGUUCCUCAGCGCUCCAUCAAAGAGCUGAAGUUCCUGCACACACCCAACUGCCCCUUCCAAGUCAUUGCCAAGCUGAAGAGCAACAGGGAAGUGUGCAUCAACCCUGAAACCAAGUGGCUGCAGCAGUACUUAAAGAACGCCAUCAACAAGGUGAAGAAGUCCAGAAGACGUAACAACAAGAAGAAGAACUAAGUCUGGGGGAUGUUCUCUAUCAGGUCAAGCAUCCUCAGGUCCAACCUGUGUACCUCCAACCACUGCAAUGGAUGUAUGAAAACACGCUGUAUGUACCUGUCCACUUCUCUGGACCGCUUGCACAACCAGCACUUCACCGCCAAUCGCCAACCUCCGGACACCCACUGACUCGUCCCCCGCCCUCCAUGGUAGCACCAAGUGCAAUUAAAGCCGGGCUUGGGAUAAUGGACGCGUGACGAUGUGUAUUGUAUCUUAGUGAGUGCUGGGUGAACGUGUGUGUAGCGUGUGAGUGUGUAUAAAAGAGCAUUUUUACAUUCCUUUCCUAUUUGCAAGGGUGUAUGGCAUCCUUUGUGGCAGGUCACACAUUCCACAACGCCCUCAGUGUCUUAAAUAAGCAAAUAUUUGCUGCUGGAUCAAAUUUAUGUGCCACAUAUACUUCUGUAUUUCUGGCUUACAUACGUGAAAGUGGCAGAAUUAAAAAAAAAAAUGUUUUUAGGGGUGACAAGCAUCUACGUACAAGUAAGUGACAAGCAAUGAUCAUGUGGUGCCACAUAAUAACUUUAAAGGGGUCACAGGCAUUUCAUAUUUUGUUUUAAGCAAAAAUACAGCAUAAGUAGCAAUUUGUUCACAUUCAUUAACUUGCUCAGAUGUGGAAAACAUCAUGAAUGUCAUCCAGUGCAGACAAAGAUGGUAAAGAAAUUGCCUAAGUGGGGUAUCGGGGUGUAUUGUUUGUGAACGCAGCUUUUACUGAUUGAACAUAUCGCUAUAGAGACCAAAUAUUUAUUCAGUGUGUAACAAGGAACCUCAGCAAUACAAUUCUAAUUCCAAAACUGGUUUGAGUUUUUACAGUUUUUCCACAGUAGCAGAGACUGAAUUGUUGACAGGUUGAACAAGCAUUAUCAAAAAGGGAAUGUUCAUAUGGCAAAAAGAAAGUAUGGAUGAUUUUUUUUUCCUUGAUACAUAGAAAUAUAUAUUUUUGAGCCACUUUAUUAUCAGACAAGUCCUGUAAAUGUUACUGUUUUAUUUUUAUAUUGUGAAUAGUUUUUUUUAAAUGCAACAUACUUUACAGUCACUACUAAAUGAAGGUAUCAUAAACGUACAGCAAGCAGUAUUAAGCUACUUUGCAUUACCUUUUGAAUAGAUUUUCUAAUCGUUGGUUGUAAAACAAUAUGCAACAUAGUCACCCACUACAGAAAUGACCAUUUUUUGUUUCACAAUGUUGUUGCUAAAACCCAAGCCAAUUAAAUACUGUCCUCGUAUUGUUUUUGUUCUCUGUAUUCAUUCAUUCAACAGUGCUGGUGUCUAUUUAAUUAGAUCUUGUUUGAGGAUAAAAGUCACCAUCGUUGUGUAAUAAUCGGAAACAUAAUUCAGCCCAGCUACACUUGACUAGCUUUUCAUACUUUUGCCCAGCAUUUGUAUUUAGUGUCAGUAAAGCCAUUGAGCCAAAGCGGAACAAAAACUGCGGUUUUAGAUCCAAGCGAACACCAUGUGCUUUCAAUUAGGGCACUCCCAGCACCCCGUAGACUUGCUUCUCUCCAAAACCAUAUUGUCCUUUUUUUUCCGUGAAAUGUUAUGGAAAUGCAGGUUGUGGUCUUGGUUAACGUCUUUGUUUUGUUUGACAAUUGGCAGCCUGUGUGCUAGCAGGUGAUAAUCCUAUUGAGCUGCAGCCAACAGUGCAACAAGCAAUAUUAAGUGUUAUGACGCUUACCGCCUUUCAUUUGAAGCCAUACUAAUUCUUAAACAAAGUGCAGAGUAUACAAAAGAAACGCAAGAUUAUUAUUAUUAUUAUUAUUAUUAAUACAGAAAAAAUAAUCAUAAAAUUACACAAUGCUCUUCGUUUAUCUACAACCAAAUUCUAUUAAGAUCGGCAUCAAGAGCAACGUGAGAAAAAAUAAUGUGAGUAUAAGUGUGCAUGACUCCACAGACAUUUUACUAAAUGGCUAACACUACUAAAAUAUUUACUAAUGCUGUACUCAUUAUUAUUGUCAGAGUUUGUGUCACUUGUGUUAUAAUGCAUGCUUGUGUCUUGUGUAUUGCAUAUCUCUAAUUCACAGCCAUUGAACAAAUGUGUGUAACGAUGGAACAAAGAGGGGUGCGUGGUGUAUUUGGACCCCAAGAAUGUGAAACGUUUCAUUUAAAUAGACAUGAUAUACAACAUGGUAGCCUUUGCAUUUUGUAUGUAAACCAAGAGGUAUUUUAGCUAUGAUACUCAAAGCCUUUUUCAAUAAAGUCAC